Messenger RNA from Geodia barretti, 294 nucleotides. NCBI's taxonomy places the organism in Eukaryota, Metazoa, Porifera, Demospongiae, Tetractinellida, Geodiidae. The record is from the annotation of a GenBank genome assembly.
AGAAUGAGUGGAGAGCUGUGGAGCAGUCACAAGCGUCACCCAGUGGCCCGGUGCUGGUUCACCAGUCGCUACCUUGUGGCCGCACACCUCCCUCAGAGGAGGAGAACCGACGUGGUCUCUGGGGCCGCUGAACCUCUCCACAGAUGCCACCGGGGACUACUGAGGGUCAUGGACUUCUCCGUCGACCCUCUUUACUACACUCGCCUCCUCCCGAGUGUCUGUUCCAGUGGAUACGAUGAACCGUCCCGCUCCUUCUACCACCUGGACCUCAAACUACCCUAUGACACCAUUUCA